Saprolegnia diclina VS20 is the source of this 1995-nucleotide messenger RNA. RefSeq lists its product as hypothetical. The transcript is spliced from 18 exons. Gene Ontology annotation, molecular function: voltage-gated potassium channel activity. Bases 1 to 1995 code for a protein of 664 amino acids. Lineage: Eukaryota; Oomycota; Saprolegniomycetes; Saprolegniales; Saprolegniaceae. Gene Ontology annotation, biological process: transmembrane transport; potassium ion transport. The record is from RefSeq and is a predicted model, not a curated record. Gene Ontology annotation, cellular component: membrane.
AUGCGGGCGUUUGUCAAGGCCGUGCAGAUCGCCCGCUUCAUCCCUGUGGUCGAGGAAGACCGGCGCCAAAGCCUCUACAUUGAUGUCAUUUCGGAGGCCCGGCGGUCGUCGCUCCGUCGCAUCUCGGCCACGGUCCUGGCCAAGGCACGGGAGCUCACGGCGGGUGUGCCCUCGUCGAUGCAUGCGAUCGUGCACGAGCGCAAGCGCUACUCGCUGUACGAGCUGCGCGAAAACAACAUGCUCGUGAACCGUGGGCUCGUGCGACAUCGCGUCACCAAAGAGAUACCCGCCCCACCGCCGGUGACAACGUCCCGUCAUCCUCGCUCAAGCGUCCUGGAUCCGUCGAGUUCGUUUCGAGCGGGAUGGGACCUUGUCUUGAUCGGUCUCGUGCUCUACACGGCGAUUGCUGUCCCGGUUGAAAUUGCGUUUGCUACGACGGAUGUGGUCGACGUGCUCUUUGUGUUGAACCGCGUCAUUGACACUUUCUUUUUCCUCGACUGCUGCGUCAACUUUAUGACGCCCUACAUGGAUAUCGCGUCCAACCAGUUGGUCGACGACCCGCGCAGUAUCGUACUGCACUACGUGCAAGGGUGGUUUGCACUCGACAUUGUGUCGAUCGUGCCCUACGACUUGAUCAGCUGGGCAAUGACAACGUCGUCCGCGUUCACGUUGAACCAGACGCAAAACGUCAAGGCGCUUCAAAUCAUGCGACUGCUGCGUAUCCUCAAGCUCGCCCGUGUCUUCCGAGCGUCCCGCAUCUUGCAGCGGUGGAAGGCGGUCUUGGGGUUCCCCGUCGCCAUGACGCAGCUUGGGAAAUACGCCUUUGUGAUGAUCAUUCUGGCACAUUGGAUGGCGUGUCUCUGGGGCUACGUGCCACAGUACCAGGACGACGUGCGCAACUGGGAGGUUGUCUAUCAAGUCAACGGCUCGUCGCCCUCGACCCUCUACAUUGCGUCGCUAUAUUGGUCGGUCAUGACGAUCGGUACGAUCGGGUACGGGGACGUUCCCAUGGUGACCAACCUCGAGAAGCUCGUGGCAAUUCUCUGCAUAACCACGGGUUGUGCGACGUAUUCAUUCAUUGUCGGUUCGGUCUGUGGUCUCGUCUCGAGCCUGGACGAAUCGUCCAACGAGUUCAACCAGCAAAUGGAUCACUUGAAUACGUACAUGGAGCGCGAAGACAUUCCACCCGAAAUGGUCUUUCGGUUGCGCGAGUAUUUUCUGCACCGCAGAGAUCUCAUGCUGCACCGCCACUUUUCCCGCGUCAUCAACACACUCUCCCCGGGUCUCCAAGGCGAGCUCUGCGUCUUCACGGCGGGCGAGUGGGUCGAAAAGAUUCCAUUCUUCAUGGGCGGCCCGCCCGGCGAGCACGUCCGAUUCGUCACGGCCAUCUCUCGCCGCAUUGAAGCCGAGUUGUACCCGCCGCAAGAGCUCAUUGUGCGGGCAGGCGAGAUCUCGGGCAAGAUGUUUAUUAUCAGCAAAGGUCUCGUGGCCCAGCGGGGUCGUAUUUUGCACCAAGGACAAAUUUUCGGCCAACACAUGCUCCUCGACAAGAUCGACUCGCUCACCAUUUACGACGCGCGGACGCUAACCUACGUCGACGCGUACUCGUUCUCGCGAUGUGAUCUGGACGAGAUUUUGCGCAGCCACCACUACCCCAACAAGUGCAAAACGAUUCGAAAAGCCACCGUGCUUUUAGCGUUAAAUCGGCGCUUGCGCUCGGUCUACGUCGAACUGCUGGCGAUCCGUGCUUUUCAGAAAUUGACACCCGUCGAGGAGACCGCGUGGCUGCGGCACCAACUGUUGGGGCAUCGGAACGAGUCGCGCGCCAUUCACAGCCUCCGCGCCAGCAUCGAGCUCAUGACGACCGCCACCACUGUGAUGGAGGCGAUGCUCAAGCUCGAUGCUUCCAUGGCCAAGGUCGAAGAGGUCUCGGUGGCGCUGCGACUGCUGUCGACAGCCAAAGCGCUCGCCACCGACGCCUUGAAGCAGAGCUGA